GAAGAGGACCAGGAAGUCCUAAAAGUGAGCAGAGACCAAGAUAUGGCGGAAUUGGCUCAAGAAAGGCUUCUGGGGCCGAAGUUACAGGAUACAGUUAUGCUUUCUCUGAUUGCGAAAAAGUCCUCUAAAGCUAAGAUUGAGGUGAAGUCCUGUAAGAAGUCUCCUGAAGCUAGGACUGAGCUGAAACCUGGUGGGAAAUCCUCUGAAGUGAAGACUAAGGAGAAGAGAGGUGGGAAAUCCUCUGAACCUGAGCAGACCAAAAAUUCUGAAGGUAAUGCUGAGGCAGAGAAAUCCUCUGAAGCAGAAGCUAAACCAGAGUCAACCUCAAAAGCUGUGAGUAAAGAGAAUGGCACAACUGAAGCUACAGGUGAAGAGAAGAGUAAGCCUGAAGAAGCUGCAGUAGUAGAAGCUGAUUCUACACAAGAAUCUGAAGGAGCCAAAGACUCUGAAGCCAAACCUGAGGAAGCUGGUGCCCCAGAAGAGAAAGCUGGAUGGGAUGAGAUGGACCCGUGUCAGAGGUCCUCUGACGGUACAGAGAACAAGACAGUGGUUGGUGAAGCCACUGAGGCCAAAAGAUUCUCUAAAGCAGAGGCAGAGGUCCGGCAAGCCAGAAGAAGACAAACGUUAGAAGCAUCGGUCCUCUCACUCCUUAAUUUAAAGAACCCUGCCCACACCAGGGUGAAGAACCUGGUACUGGAGAGGUGUGACCGAGAGACUUGCAAUUGCAAAAGUUGUCCAAGCGAAAGGAAAGGCAGAUGUUUAUAUUGUGUUGAAAAAUGUGAUGUGCAGCUACUGAGAUAUGCCAUGUUCUAUCUGGUGUGGCUCAGCGCCACUUUUGUGUAA
Molecule: messenger RNA, 843 nt
Organism: Hyla sarda
Lineage: Eukaryota; Metazoa; Chordata; Amphibia; Anura; Hylidae
Product: germ cell nuclear acidic protein-like
Exons: 3
Coding region: 43-843 (266 amino acids)
Source: RefSeq, a predicted model, not a curated record